Manihot esculenta (cassava) is the source of this 441-nucleotide messenger RNA. Its product is annotated as phytosulfokines. The record is from RefSeq and is a predicted model, not a curated record. The transcript has 2 exons. Bases 60 to 314 code for a protein of 84 amino acids. Gene Ontology annotation, biological process: cell population proliferation. Gene Ontology annotation, molecular function: growth factor activity. Gene Ontology annotation, cellular component: extracellular region. NCBI's taxonomy places the organism in Eukaryota, Viridiplantae, Streptophyta, Magnoliopsida, Malpighiales, Euphorbiaceae.
CUCUCUCUCCUCUCCAUGCUCCAUUGACGUUUCCAGACUUCAAAAGCAAAAAAACAAAAAUGGCUUCCAACAAGGUGACCAUCCUCUGCAUCUUAGCCAUCCUUCUUAUCAUCUCCUCCACUCUCACCAAUGCCAUCCGGCCGGAUCCGGCCUCCGGCAGUGUUACUCCGGCGAAGAUCAGAGAAUGGGGUUUUGAUGAAGCAGAGAAGGCUGAGGUGGAAGAUAGCUGUGAAGGAGGAGAAGAAGAGUGCUUGAUGAGAAGAACACUUGCAGCUCAUAUUGAUUAUAUCUAUACCCAGAAAAUCAAGCCAUGAAAAUUUAUAUAUUAAAGUCUGAUUUAAUUAAUUAGUUUUUUUUUAUGUUAUUAUAAUUUUUGUAUUUUUUGUUUGAUAUUUAGUAUUUUAUGUAUAUAAAUAGAGCAGCCACAACUUUCUUUAUUAA